This is a messenger RNA of Chilo suppressalis (striped riceborer), 1590 nucleotides long. NCBI's taxonomy places the organism in Eukaryota, Metazoa, Arthropoda, Insecta, Lepidoptera, Crambidae. The record is from the annotation of a GenBank genome assembly.
AUGUUUAAUAGUAAACAUUACAUAGUUGGUGACCAAAAUGUCAGUGUUCCCGCGCAUUUAAAUUUUGGAAAAUACAUUUUAGACAAAUUAAGGCUUAAAAAAGACGAAGUCGCUUUGGCAAAUGGCGAAACGGGCGAUAAACUAACUUACAAGAAUUUGACACAAUACGCCGUAAACUUAGCGGUGUCUCUCAUCAAGCUGGGUGUGACAGUAGGCGAUAUUGUCGCCGUGGGUUCGGAGAAACGAAACGAGUUUGUACCCACCAUGCUCGGGAUAGUGUUCGCCGGGGCAACGUAUACACCUUACGAUCUGCGAUGUGGGAGAGCUAUAUUGAAACACAAGAUGAGUAUAACGAAACCAAAAUAUUAUAUAUGCUCGAACCUGUUCUGGAACACGUACAAAGAUGUAUUAAUGGCAUUCGAUUGUGUCAAAGUGUUCAUUACUCUUGAUGACAGCAUCGAAUCCCUGAUUUCAUUGAAAUCACUGACGACGAACAACAAUGCCAAUGUUGAUCUUUUUGAGCCAGUCAAAGUUCAGGGCCAAACUGAUGUAGCAUUCAUUUUGUACUCAUCCGGAACUACUGGUAUGCCGAAGGGUGUGCAAUUAACACAUUUGAAUUGCAUUCUUAACAGUCUUCCACAUGAUUUCAGCGAUGACUCUCUAAAAUCUGUGUUCGUUUUCGGUGAAUGGUUUCAUAAUUAUGACACAUUCAUGACCUACAAGGUUUUAGCUAUGGGGAAAAAAAUUGUAUACAUAAAUAAAGCUUCACCAGAAAUCUUCCUUCAAGCUUGUGAAGAUGAACAGGUCAACAUAGCCAUGGUAGUUCCGUCGCUCGUUGUUUACUUGUCCAAAACUGAUGAUUUCGAGAAAUUUAAUUUGGACUCGUUUAUGUUCAUCUACUCGCGCUCCUCCCCUCUUCAUUCUAAAACAAUUGAAAACGUCAAGAAAAGGUUGCCUAAAUUGAAGAAUAUUUUACAAGGAUACGGUAUGACGGAGUGUGGUGAACCCACGUCAGAGAAUUGGGGAACUAAGGGUCCAAAGCCUGGUAGCGUUGGCAUGGUAUCUCCGGGUACUACGAUUAAGAUAGUGGAUCCUGAAACUCGUAAAAUUCUAGGGCCAAAUCAACGGGGAGAAAUCUGCCUUAGAGGCCCUGUCUUUAUGAAGGGUUAUAUCGGAGUGGAUCCCUCUACUUAUUUAGACGAAGAAGGAUUUUUCAAGACUGGCGAUCUAGGCUAUUAUGAUGAAGACACUUACUUUUAUAUAGUAGACAGAAUGAAAGAAAUAAUUUGCUACGAUGGUUACAAAAUUGCUCCACUAGAACUUGAGACGAUUCUGCAACUUCAUCUCGGCGUAAAAGAAGCCGGAGUUGUAGGCAAACCAGUUCCAUACUUUGGUGAGGUACCAGCAGCCUUUGUAGUAAGGCAACCAGGGUCUAAUGUGACUGAGGAAGAACUGAAAUCCUAUGUAGCAGCUGAGGUUGCACCAUUCAUGCAGCUCAAAGGAGGAAUACGGUUUAUAGAAGAACUACCAAGAAACACACGUGGAAAAAUCUUAAGAAGAAGUUUAAGAGAAAUGCUUCAGGAAUCAUAA